Ochotona curzoniae (black-lipped pika) is the source of this 836-nucleotide messenger RNA. RefSeq names its product cellular communication network factor 5 (gene CCN5). The record is from RefSeq and is a predicted model, not a curated record. Lineage: Eukaryota; Metazoa; Chordata; Mammalia; Lagomorpha; Ochotonidae. Gene Ontology annotation, molecular function: heparin binding; integrin binding. Bases 1 to 750 code for a protein of 249 amino acids. Gene Ontology annotation, biological process: signal transduction; cell adhesion. The transcript is spliced from 4 exons. Gene Ontology annotation, cellular component: extracellular matrix; extracellular region.
AUGCGGGGUACAUCCCAGCCCCACCUGCUGGCCUUCUUCCUCAGCCUGCUCUCACAGGUGUCAACCCAGCUGUGUCAGACACCAUGCACCUGCCCCUGGCCACCACCCAGAUGCCCGCCGGGAGUGCCCCUGGUACCAGAUGGCUGUGGCUGUUGCCGAGUGUGUGCGCGGCGGCUGGGGGAGUCCUGCGACCACCUCCACGUCUGUGACCCCAGCCAGGGCCUGGUUUGCCAGCCUGGAACAGGCCCUGGUGGCCGGGGGGCUGUGUGCCUCUUCGAAGAGGAGGCCGGGAGCUGUGAAGUGGGUGGCCGCCUGUACCAGGAUGGAGACACCUUCCAGCCACACUGCAGGGUCCUGUGCCGCUGCGAAGAUGGCGGCCUCACCUGCGUGCCACUGUGUAGCGAGGACAUCCGGCUGCCCAGCUGGGACUGUCCCCACCCCGUGCGGGUGGAGGUACCUGGCAAGUGCUGCCCUGAGUGGGUGUGCAACCAGGGAGGCGGGCUGAGGACCCAGCCCCUCCAAGUGCAAGGACCCCAAUUUUCUGGCCUUGCAGCUCCCCAGCCUCCUGGCGUCGCAUGCCCAGAAUGGAGCACAGCCUGGGGCCCCUGCUCGACCACCUGUGGGCUGGGCAUGGCCAGCCGGGUGUCCAACCAGAAUCGCUUCUGCCGACUGGAGACUGAACGCCGCCUGUGCCUGCUGGGACCCUGCCCUCCAACCAGGGGCCGCAGCCCACUGGGCAGUGCUUUCUAGAGCCAGCUGGGAGAGGAGACGAGGUGCUCACUGUCCCCAGCGGGUGGCCCUGACAGCAGCAGUCCACUGAGGGUCUGCCAUGCGGG